Molecule: messenger RNA, 1122 nt
Organism: Gigantopelta aegis
Lineage: Eukaryota; Metazoa; Mollusca; Gastropoda; Neomphalida; Peltospiridae
Product: N-acylethanolamine-hydrolyzing acid amidase-like
Exons: 11
Coding region: 1-1098 (365 amino acids)
Biological process (GO): fatty acid metabolic process
Cellular component (GO): lysosome
Molecular function (GO): fatty acid amide hydrolase activity
Source: RefSeq, a predicted model, not a curated record
AUGGCGGGAGCUUACAUCGGUCUGUUGUGUCUCAUAUGUGGGGUGUUUUUCGCGGUCCUCGGUAAACCGUCGGACCCCCAGGUCCCCAGGGCUUACAACGUGAGUCUCGACGACCCUCCAGAGUCCAGGUGGGACCACGUGCUAAAGGAUUAUGUAAAUGAGGUACCGAAUCUUAUUGCCACCGUCAGGUCGCUGGUUCCCAUCCAGUAUUUGCCGGUGGUAGAAGACUUGGCAGUGGAUUUGGAAUCGUACAUGCCGAGUCCCUUUCCUCAAGAGCUAAGAGGAAUUGCAGAAGCUUUUACCAUGGAUAUCGGGGACAUUGUUUUACUUAAUAUCAUAUACGACGUCACUGCGUUUUGCACGAGCAUCGUGUCCCAGGAUUCGAACGGCACGAUCUGGCACGCGCGAAACCUCGACUUCUAUUACGGCGACAUCCUGCGCAAUAUGACCAUCGUCGUCAACUUCCAGAAGAACGGCUCGACACUCUAUUCCGCGACAACGUAUGCUGGAUAUGUUGGUAUUGCCACUGGACAGAGGCCCCACGGCUACACAGUCACCGUGGAUACCAGGGGUCACCAUGUGCAUGUUGGCUAUUGGUGGGAGAAUGCUAUCAUGGCGUUUUUCGACAAAUCGUCGUGGUUCGUCACAUUCCUCGUCAGGCAGGUGUUGGAGACGGUACCAAAGUACUCCGACGCCGUUAGCAGGUUGGCGUUAGAACCGAUACAUGCUCCAGUUUACUUCAUUGUCGGAGGAACCAAAAGAGAUGAGGGUGUGGUCAUAACACGUGACCGGAUAGCUGCGGUUAACCGGAUGUACAUGGAUGUUCUACAAGGGAGAUGGUAUGUUCUCGAAACCAACUAUGACCACUGGACUACGCCGCCACCUUACGACGCAAAGAGGAGAGCAACAGCCAUCAAGGCGAUGAACGCACUAGGCAUGUCAGGUGUCAACAUGACGUCAUUGUAUGGCGUGCUAUCAACAGUGCCCGUUCUGAAUGAGAACACUACGUACUCCAUCGUGUUCAGCGCAGCCCACCCAGACAUAUCGAAGACGUGGAUUAGAUGGCCUAACACCACACACCGUGCAAACUACACAUAAAUACAGUAGAAUCCAAAUAUCUCA